AUGGCCCCCAAGCCUGCGGCCAAGACAAAAGGAGGAGGCAAGGCUGCUUCCAAGGACAAUCUCGCGCCGACGACCAAGUUGGAAUUCGGGUACCCGCAGGCUCUCACGACUGCACUUCAGGCCAUAUCGUCAAGGGCCACGCACGAUCUGUGGCAUGCUCCGAGUGUCCUGAGUGGGGACCCGACGGCCGAGCAACUUGCCCAAAGACACGCCAACGCUUUGGCGAAGUUGUCCAAAAGGUUGGUCGGCGACAUGAAAGCCAAAGAGGAGCUGACUACCGCGCUCUCGCAGUGGGCUAUGACGAUUGGGCAGCACCUCGCCCAGCUGGUGGAACGAGUUCGAGCCUUAUCUUCGAAGCUGGACGAGGAUUUAAUCGAAGCUUGCAGCGAGACAGAGACCAUGACGACAGGGGCUUCGUUGGCAACCACGGAGCGACUCCAGCAAGCCAGGGCGGCUCUAGGUCCCAUCUGGACAGCAGGGCAGGAGCAAGAGCUUUUCAGGAUUGCGGCCUGUCUUCGUGCGUUUGGCACGGUCGCCGACGAGACUGCCGUCACUCUUUCGGGAAGUGGCGAUCCUACACUGCAACCUGCCGUGCGAGGUUCUGCCCUGCCAGUAGGGACGGGUCUGGUACGGCCGGCUACUGUUCCUACUGCGGCAGCACCGACGUCUGGGGGCAGAUGGCAGAAGCGUCGCAGCGGACAGCGCCCGGAGCGCCCCUCCAAAAGCCCCAGACGGGAUAUCGCCGCGACCGUUCCCUGGGUUGCCCCUGCGACGGGGAGAUCGCCGGAGGGCCUCUCCAGAGUUCAGGAGACACAGAUCGAAGAAGACGAGGAGAUGAUCCCGGAUGUCUCGGCAUUGCCACCCUCAUGGCUUGCCUCCUGGCUUCGGUUGGCGGUUUUUGCCAUCAGCAACGGCAGCGAUCUGGUUGGAGAACUCGCCAAGAACGCCCAGCAGGAUACAUUGCUCCCUCUCCACAGCGAUGGAGGACUCCGCGAGCGAGCAUUAGGGCUCGCCGAGGAAGCGUGGUCCCUGCUACAGUCCGUGACUGCGUCAGGGGAUGGAUCCGGUAUGGCAGACCUUUACAUGGUACUGCAAGACGCCCUGCAGCAUUUGCGCCUGUGUCCAGAGGUGUUGCCGCACAUUCGCCAGGGUUUGCUACUCAGCAUGCAUCUCACACUUGGGGUGUUGCUAGAUCCAUACAGCUACGCGCCUGCAACAGCGCAAGAGUGGCUGUAUCCGGCACUGCUCGUGGAAUCAAAAGGGCCCUUCUCAGGAUUUGUCCCUCAAGAUAUGGCGAAGGACAUAGAUGUGCAGGUACUUCUCACGGUGCCAUGCCCGUACGCUCCUCCUCCCAACAGUGGCCCCGAUCAGGCCGCGGUUAUAGGUAGCGCUCUUGGUUCCAGGCGCCUGCUGGAAACGAUAAAUGCUUUUCCUGUUGAGCAGUACGUUCUCUCGCCGAGGAGCCUGCCUUGGAACCUGAUCCAUGUCCCGGUCGACCUUAGGCAGGUGUGCAAGCUGCCCCGCAGAGUUUCCUGUGCAGAACUAGUGAUGGUUGGAUCCACUGACCUGGCCACCACACAGGACCGCUUUGCGCUCAGCACGUGGGACAGCACUUCGACUGAUGCCGACUUCCAGGCGGCUGCGGAAUACAAUGCUGUCGUGCUCUCUCCUAAUGGGCUGUUCUAUGUCCAUGCUCCGGCCUUCACUGAGCACACCUCACUGCGCUCUGCAGUCCUUGCGGACUAUAAACACCAGAAUCCGCAGCUAUCAGUUUCUGACUUCUCGAGGGUUCUGCCUCCUCUUGCCAGCCUGCCACCGAUCCAGUUUGUGGCUAUGCAUGAUGCAGAUGUAGGUGAGCCAGGUGCUACCCCGGCAAGCAGACUCCGCGCGGUCGUUUUCGCCUCGGGCGAGCCGAUAGCUGGUCAGUCGGUGGAGCACCUCGUCUUGGCUGGGAGAUUCAGGGUCCUGCAUAGAGAGGUUCUCGUUGACCCCAAUGUUGCUAUCCGGGCCGACCCACCAAUCGCCUUGGUCGUCACUCCUGCUGCUGCCCCUAUCUCAGUCUCCGCUGUGCACCUGCAACAACCUAGGGACCGUAUCCCCGCAGUGCCCCAUCGAGAUUUAAUGGGCGGCUGUGCCGGUCGCCGAUAUUCGCUAGGUCUGAUGUGCCUCUUAAUGGGCGGUUGGUCAGAUUCAGGUGUUUUCGGGUGCAUUCUGGCUGUGCUUUUGCCUUGGGCCCGAGCCGGCAGUGGUGAUGACGUUGAGUGGAGCACUUGUGAGCAGGAAGCUGUGUCCACUCUGCAGGAACAGCCUGCCCGCUAUCCCGGCCUUGCGUCACUAGGUGCUCACCGUCGAUUGUCAGAUAUUUUGUAUGCUCACUCUGACUGUCGCCCCAUUGGUGGGCCACUUGCGGCUUCUCAGCCGAAUGACAGGUCGGUUUUCUGCGUUGAGCUCUGGUCCCCUGCCUCUCGCUCUCGGGCGUUCUUCCCUGCCAGUGUGACCACACAAGGAUUGCGCAGCAAGGUUAAACAAGCCUCCGAGCUCCCGCGCGGCACCCCGGUUCUAGUGCAUCCUCAGGCGGCCUCCCGUAGCGUGCAGUUUGUGUCGCCCUCCACGUCGCCCCAGAUUGUCACUAUUGUUGUUGAUACUGGGUUGGGGUGGCAUUGCAUCGAUGUGCCUCGCGCCGGGACAGGGCAAGCUAUAUUGGCCCACAUGUGUCAGCUGCAUCCGGGUUCAGAGUACCGUCUCGGAUCGCAUCCCACGCUAGCUCUCCGACAUGGGGAUGUCAUCCUUGCCUGUCAAGAUGUCUUGACCCAGCCCCUUGCUGGCAUCAUCCGAUUGCCUGCAGACAUGACUGUCAGGACCCCACCGGGCGACGUUGUUGAUGUAGCAGUGUCUGCUGCAGACCUUGGAUUGAUUCGAGUGAGGGUUCCCUCCCAGGCCACCAAGGAAGGUAUUAUGUCUGCGCUCACGCGGUGGCUCGGCCGGCAACGAUGCCUAGGAGUCGGUCUAUACCAGGUGCAGGUACCAGGGUCCACCGUGCAACUUUUCUGUCUGCCCCGUCGGGAUCGCAGUACUCUCACGGCAGUCCUUACCGAUCUGGAGGCGGAGUACGGGGCGAUUUUCGUCACAACGGUGGAUGAUGUGCCCGGAGAAGCGCUGACGUGCGCUGACCUUGCCACCGCUAGUGAUGGUCUAGGGGUCUUCUGGGCUGAUGUACUUAGGCGCAAUCCAAUUUGUGUGGCGAGACGGGACUUGAGACCCCGAUCGUCCGGCCAGGGCGAGGUUUGGCGGCAAAUUCACCUUAACCUGGACUAUUGCCGAGCCGACAGCUUUGGCUGGCGACCGGUGCUAGAACCGGGACCUGCACUUUAUGACCUUGUCACGCACCCGCCGGGGCCCUCCGUUGACUGGUACCUUGGUGGAUCAGCGACGAUGUCAGUCGCGACUCAAACCACGCCUAGCCACUGGCCAUUGCCGGCCUCACCGCUAUACUCGGACGGUCUCCCAGUUCGCCGUCGACCGGUCGGCUGCGCGCUGGCCCCCGGCAUGUACCCCGCGGGAACGCUUCACCACCUGGACUGCCCUCACUUUGGGGUUUAUUGCACAAUCCCGUGUGUCCCGGGAUAUAAGCUUUGGGCUUUCAGGCUAGGGCAAUGGGUUCGAGGUGCCUGCACCGCGACACUUACUUGGAACGAAGUAAUGGCAGCGGCUAGUAUGACCCCGUGGGAUUUAUCUGGAUCCAUGAUUCAUGGCGAGAACCAAGUCUGGGUGUGGCCUGCUGAUGUUGCCUCGCUUGAAGGACAAUGUGGUCAUCUCUUUCAUGAGGGGUCGGACCCGUAUCUGUGUGGGAAAGACAUUGGCUCUGGCAGCCCCCCACCAGAGGAAGAGUCCGAGAUUUCGGCCACCAACCAUGGCCGGCGGCUUACGGGGAUGCUAGGAAUUUGGGGGUCCUUGUUUGUUUGUGCCGCUGAACCUCAGCGAUGGCGGCCGGGCUUCAGCCUUAUGUUGCUAUAUCUCCUCUCUGCCAGUUCUGUGCGCAGCCCAGUGGCCUCUUUCGAACCGUCAGAGGCUCAGGCAGAAGGUACAGGUUUUGAUGCCACGCAAACUUGCAAUAUAGGGUGGUGUCAUGAGCUCGCGUGUCAGACGACUCACCUCGCUGUCUCGAGCCGGCAUCUGCUGGCCUAUUUCUCCCACCACUCGCCUUAUGCCACCAUCAGGGUUUCCCUCUGGACACCUUUCCAGGGGCCGGUUCUCUUCGAUAUACACCGAGGUAGCCAACUCAGCGAGUUUGAUGAGUUUCUGCUUGUGUCUGGGCAUGAUCCAGAUCGCCAUUCGCUCUACGUGGCAUUUGAUACGCAUGCCACCUCGCCCGACAUCCUUUCUGUGCCCAAUGGGGACACGGUUUGGUGGCUGGUAAGAGAUGGCUUAUCGCGGGAGCUGCUGCGGCCUGUUAUGCCCUGGUAUGAACCACCUGAUCGGUUAGUCGCCACCAUCAACUCGCAUGGCCAGGCUAGUACGGUCACAUUCUCGCCGGAAGUGUCUACCAUGAGACGACUACCACAAGGAGCCAGGGGCAACACCGCCGUCCCCAUGUCCACUGUCAUUGGACACCUGACUGCUCAAGGUCUGGUCCUCAUGGAAAUAGCUAUUGGCAGUCUGACUGCUGCCCGCGAGCUUACUCGCUCACACGCCUGCACCAGUUCGAUGCUCUUGCUUGCCUGGCUGCCUCUGGUAUGGGGCAUGCAACCGGCUCAGGACUUAGCAGUGCGCACAGGGCGGAGGACGGACCCUUGGGGUGGAGCUGUCCGAGCGGCGCCAGCUAUCAUGCGAAUAUGGACACAUACUCUAGAAGCCCCUCUUACCCUUCCUUUCCAGGAUGUGCCGGAUACUAGUCGGCUGUUGUACUGUGUAGCAUGCACGAGGCGAGGCGUGCCGUCGACGGGGGAGUUCAUUUGGACCCAGCCUCGGAUUGUUCAAGAUGUUGCGCAUAUUCUGCACAUACCAAUGGGUGCUUAUCCAACCCUGGUUUUCUGGUUGCUGCACUUUAGAGCCCGAGCCACAGUGGUAGCUGCCGCCCCCGGUGUUAUGGACUGGGGACUUAUCGGCCAGACCGCGCAUGAAGCAUUCGGUGAGAGCUUCUUUUCGCGGGGGAGUUUCAGCAUACAAUAUCAUAGCGGCGUCAUCAGUUACGGCACUGCUGUUACGCCUCCCCACGGAGCCAUUCUUCACCUGGUCAGGGCUGUGACAGUGCCUCAGGUAAGUGCUAACAUAUGGGAAUCUACCGCUGAGCCUGCAUACGUGUCGCACUUCGACUAUGACAUUUGCAUGGGGCCGCGCGGCGAGCCAACCCUGGUCGAAGGUGAUCAGGUAAGCGGGCAACCAGGUGCAGCCCACAGCCAGGGCCUUACACGUUCUGCCGAAGCUGCUAGCUUAGCCCGACAAGUGAGCCAUAUCUCCCACCAGCUCGACACUUUGACUAUGCGACUCGAAAGUGUGGGGGUUCUGCCGUCUUCUGAUGCUGAGGAGGUGCCGGCCGCUAGUGCGUCCGACAGCGCAGAGCCUGGUGACCGCUCGGCGAGCCCCCGGCCAAAUGCUGCAUGGCUGGGCUCGUUUCUCAGUCUUAUAGCCUCCGGCGGACACCUCAGACUUGCGAUUGUCCUUAGUCUCUCACUGCAGGGAAUCCCAGGAGUUCUGGCUGACGGCUCUGAGGGAUCCGACUCUGGCCCGGCUGAACCUAGCUCUCCUGAUCUGGAUGAUUGGCAACCACCCACUCCAACAGCGUCGGAGCCUCCCACCGCUUCCGCCAUGCCCAUACUUCGGCCUAGUGGAUCCAGCUUAGCCCGUACCUCUGCUCCAUUCGAAGGGCCUGAGGCUCCGGUGACAGUGACAUUUUCUCAGGCUCAGGUGCCCGCUGUCCAACGCAGGGUUGCUGCAGUCCUACAAGGUGUCGAUGUGGAGCCGGGCCCUGUCCCGUUUCUGCCAGCAGGCUGCCCUGUCUUUAUCCAUAACCCGUUCACUGGCCAAACUCAGUGUCCGGCCUUGUCCUCGCGGGUGGGCACAUCCCAUCAGCUCACGGAAGUGCUUCAAGAUUACUCAGAGCGCAGGGGCUGGCAACCGAUUGUGAGCGUUCAGCCCCAGCCUGACGCUCAGGGGGUGCACUUUAUUCCAUCCGCAGCUGACGAACGCUUUGUGUCGGUCCUGUUCCGUAACGGGCGGGAGCUCCGACCGCGGUGCAUUGAGCGCGACUUCGUAUAUGGGCCCGGCACAGAAGUUCCCUUUGGGGACCGGCCCAUAUGGGCCUCCACCACCACAGCCGGCAAGGUCUCAGGCUUGUUGCGCCCCUUCUUCUGCUCGGGUUGGCGGGAUACAGGGGUGAUUCACCUCCACCUGGCAGCAGAGUCCCUCGACUGUCGCCUGCAGUGGGUUGACUCUGCGGAGGAUGUGGCAUUUGUCCAAGACCGAUUUGCCCAGCUGUUGCCGCCUCCGCGAACUUUGAUGCCAGUUUGGCCGGCCCCGCGGCAGGACUGCCUGACUAUGGUGCCAGGACACAGCAGAGCGCUGCUGCUCCCGAGAAGCUUGGCCGUAGUUGAGCUUUGCCGCGUUAUACAGUACCUCACUUGUUGGCCCUUCGAUGCGAUUCGGUUGCCCCCCGCCUUGUGGGCCAGCCUGAGAGAUCGGCCACAGGCCCCUGCGCAUUUGAGGGACGGCGAUGUGCUUGAUGUGCUCAGAGAAAACCAUGCCAGGGAUGUCGUCCUGCGGGAUAGUGCUCUCCUUAAGGACCAUACGCUUUGGACUCGCACCAUUCGGCUCUCUGUUCCGGUUGCUGUGCGGCUGUGGCUGCCUGAUGUUCUCCAUCCCGUUCUGACCCGGAUCUCUGCUGGGGAGGCCUGGCUCCCUGAACGCGGCUCAUUCACCGGGCGUUUCCCAGCGGACUAUCCCGGCACAUGGAUCCCGGUUACAUGGUGCCCUUGUUCGCUGCCCCACUUGGUGCGAGCCUCGGACAGACUCUCUACUGUUUCUGUUCUGCAUGACUCAGUCGAUGGGGUCCGCAGCAUCAGCACCGUAACCGCCUUUAGAGCUAGUGAUUGUGCCGAUGAUUUCCACACACUCCCACAGAACUUCCACGUACUAGGCGUCUCCCACGAGGCUAAUGAGGACGUCCUCUUGCGUGAUGGGGAUGUGCUGUGGGAUUCGUUUAUGUAUCCCGACGAUGCCCUAGGGCCUUGGGCCUCUUUGGAUGUUUUGGGAGACCCGACGGUUGCUGGCCUGGCUGGAGCCCUCAUUGGCAAGCGGUCCCUGUGGCUUUAUGUCCUUCUGCAGGGCUUAAGGGUGA
Messenger RNA from Symbiodinium necroappetens, 7333 nucleotides. NCBI's taxonomy places the organism in Eukaryota, Dinophyceae, Suessiales, Symbiodiniaceae. The record is from the annotation of a GenBank genome assembly.